UGGCGGCCUCCUCAUCUGCCGCUGAUGAUGGUGGUGGUGGUGCAUUCAGUUCUCUGCCUGCUGAUCUGUCCCUCUGAUCAUCGAACGAGGUGAGCAGCACACAGACCAAUGAGCAGCAUGCUUGAUGCACACGAUCCUCUGUCGGCUCUGUCGCUCUGUGCAGGCUGUCGUCGAGCACAUCAUAGCUACCCAGAUGCAGCAACCAGAGCAGCAGCAGCAGCAGCACCCCUUCUCGAAUAUCUUCGUCGGCCGCCGCACCUUCUACCUCUUCAGCAGCAUCAAGGACAUCGUGCGGCUGAGGGCCACCUGCACCUGGCUGAGCAGAGAUCUCUUCGGAGCGGCCCAGCUGAGAGAUCGGCUUCGCCACUCUGUCGGCUCACAGGCGGGGCUGCGGCGGGCGGUGAAUGGGCGGCAAGUGCAGCUGCUGCGGUUCGACGACGACCAGUUCGGCACCCAUGAUCUGCUGGCGGCUGUGUGUGUGGUGGAGGAGGGGCCAUGGGUGGAGAUGGCCGAGGUGGUUGAGCUGGCGGGGCAGUGCGGCAACUGUGACCUGCCUGUCAUCCUCACGUCCGAUGACAUCAACACACACACAAACAAAACGGUGAGCCAGCAAACAGAGGGGCGGGGAGGGGAGGGAGAGGGCCUCAUUCUCUCUGUCUGUGUGUGUGGUCGUGUGUGUAGGCGUAUGUGUCGGCUCCCCGUGUGUUGGCGCAGCUCAAGAUGGUCGGCCCCAACAUCCAGUUCGAUUCGGACUACAGCCUGCAGCUGUUCCACCACAAUGGUGAGGUGUGGGCCAUCAUCGACGAGCCCGGCUUCUGGCUGGAGGUCGACCCGCACCUCCCUGCCGACCUCCUGUACCAGCAGCACAGGCAGCCACACGACCCACCGGUGCGUGAGGGCAUCUACUACUGGGGCCAUGACGGCAGAUGGGUGUCGGGCCGUGGCCUGUUCACCCAUGCGUCAGUGUCGUCAUUUGCCAAGUACAUGGUCCUCGACUACUUCAAGGAGACUCAUAAGACCAACGUCACAUCGAUAGACCUGAACAGAUGACAACACACCGACGGCACUGAAGGCAAGAGGGGUGCGUCGUUGACUGUGUGUGUGCGUGUGGUUGGUUCAGGUAUGUUGGUGGCGGCCGUCUGGACGACCUGCUGACCGAGUCGCCCCACACACCAGUGACCGGAUGCACGACCACAAUCAGCUGGGGCGCUGUUCAGCGACGGCUGGUACUCACCGACAGCAGCCACUCCUUCGUCGCAUGGAUUUUCAUCACCGGAUACCCAAACAGCACCGGUUAGAGUGACAGAGAGGAAUCGCUGCUGGUCAUACGUCGCGUGUUCUUCUUCCCCUUGUCUGCAGUGCGUGUGCGUGUCGACACCACUGAGGCGGCUGUGUGUGAGAGCGGUCCCUUCAAGCGCCGCUUCCCGGUGACCACUCAGCUGGCUCGUGUGGCGUUGGGGGCGGUGGCGCCAUACGUCUUCGACGGACAAGUACAGCAGCAGCAGCAGCAACAGGAUGACGAUGACGAUGACGACCGUACGGGCACACACACACAUGGAUUGAUGGAUGGAUGGAUGAUGGCCCUUCUCUCUGUGUGUGUGGUCUGCAAAUGCCGACGAGGGCGGCGAUGAGAGUGACGAUAUGGACGAGGGCAGCGGAGAGGGCAGCGAGGGUAUAGGGAGGGCCGCAUAGAGGCCCUCACGUCGGACCUGCAUGAUUUUCAUUUGCGUGUGUAUCCUGUGCCUUCGACAGGUGAGGAUGCCGCAGCUGAGGCGGAGAGCGGCGACUGAUCGAUCAGUCAACACUAGUAGGUGAGCAGCGAUUCACAUCCUCUAUCGCCAUGUGGCUGGAUCCUGGCUGGUACGUGUGUGUGUGUGUUGUCAGGAGGGUAUCGCUCUUAAGCGCUGGCUGUCGUCAUCUCUGUCGCCGAUCUGUGUGUACGCGAGACGACCAUAUCGAUCACUCUGUCGACAGACAGACCAGCUGCUGCUGAUGGGUGACGGAAUGGCUUGCUGUUGUGGUGAAAGGUUUCGUGCCUCUAAUGCACGAGUCACUUCAGUCGGUCUGGGGCUUGUCCUUUUUGCCCAUGCGUCGCUCUUCUAUAUGCGCGGCCCUCCCUCCCUCCCUCUGUCUGUGUGUGUGUAUGUGUCUUCUCGUCCUCAUGGCUCGCGGCCUGUCCGUGUGGGUGUGGGCGGUAAGCGCGUCUCGGCCGAUUUUGAUGUGAUGUGUGGCUGCCUGGCUGACUCAUCUACUGGCCAGACCUCUCCCUCUCAAUCACUGUAUGCGUGGUGGAGUGCGUCUGCCUGUGUGUGUGCUGUGACGGACCUGCCUGGAGUGAACUGACAUUUGCACCCUUCCCUUAAUUUUGUGUCCGUUACUCACUUAAUUAAGGGUGUGUGUAAGCU
This is a messenger RNA of Vitrella brassicaformis, 2405 nucleotides long. The record is from the annotation of a GenBank genome assembly. Lineage: Eukaryota; Vitrellaceae.